Messenger RNA from Pogona vitticeps (central bearded dragon), 3419 nucleotides. RefSeq names its product microcephalin 1 (gene MCPH1). The record is from RefSeq and is a predicted model, not a curated record. NCBI's taxonomy places the organism in Eukaryota, Metazoa, Chordata, Lepidosauria, Squamata, Agamidae. Gene Ontology annotation, biological process: mitotic cell cycle; cerebral cortex development.
GUUGAAGUAUGGUCAUCUAGUAGAACAGAAAACUACUCAAAAGUCUUCAGCCAACAGCUUCUUGAUAUGGGAGCAAAAGUUUCCAAGACUUUUAACAAGCAAGUGACUCAUGUGAUUUUUAAAGAUGGAUUGUCAUCUACAUGGAAUAGAGCAAAGAAGGCUGGGGUUAAACUAGUGUCAGUGCUUUGGGUAGAAAAAUGUCGAGAAGUUGGAGCACAUGUGGAUGAGUCAGUUUAUCCUGCAAAAAAUGCUAUUGAAGGGUUACCUCAUUUUAUUAAAAAGCACAAAUGCAUGCAGCCGAAAGAUUUUAUGGAAAAAACUCCAGAAAAUGACAGGAGACUACAAAGAAGACUGGAAAUUAUGGCUAAAGAGUUACAAGUACAAAAGGCAACAAUAGAAAUGGAUACACCAGUUUUAUUGUUUGAAGACAAUGGAUCAUUAAUGUAUAGCCCCGCAAGUAAUAUUAAGUAUCAGUGCAGUGCAAUGGAGAGAAGAAUAAAGGACAUGAAGGAGAAACGUGAAAAUCUUUCCCCUACUGCUUCACAGAUGUCUCAAGAGGCUGACUCCACGUCUGUUACAGCAGUGCAUGAACAAAUUCCUGUCUUUACUAAUUCAACUUGUGCAGUGUCCUCAGGAGAGCACAGUGACCCCUUAAACACCAGUUUUGCUAAUGUGUUGGGAAAUUCUGAAACCAAGACUCAUGGAAAGGAAUUUACCAAAUGUAUUACUGAAGCUUUAAGUACUACAGAUGUUUCCGUAGGUCCAUUAUGGAACUCUCCAGUUUCGUCAGGUGACUUCAAGCAUAAAUGUCCACAACAACUUAGUGGCAGACAUUUUAGAAAAACAUUAAUUUUACCAAACAGCAUGGAAAGUGACUUUUUUGACAAAAGGACAAAAACUGAAAUGCUAUAUGUGAAAAAGCACAAUACAAUGAAUGAUUUGCUUACAACUCAAACUGGAAAUAGUCUUUCUCACGAAAACAGUUUAAACUGUAGUGUUUCUUCAGAAAAAUUGAUAGGUUUAGGUGUUGUUGAAGAUACCAGCAACAACCAUAUAAAUUCACUAAUCAAUGUCUCUUCAAUUCAUCUAACUCCUUCUCCAGUAACUAUUCUUCAGUCUGCUUCUAAAGAACAUAAGAAGUCCAGAAAGAGAUUAAGUCUUAGACGGAGCACCUCAGCAUUAUGUAAGACAGAUUCUCAAAAUAAGUUUUUGCAAGCAAUCCUCACACCAGUUGAGCCUACUAAACAGCAAGAUUCAUCCUUUGAAGAUUAUUUUUCACCUUCUAAUGUUAAUAAAACAAAAACAAGAGUUAGUCUUCCUUCUUCAUGUAUACAGGAGUUGCAGUUUCCUAAUGAAGUGGUUUAUAAAAGUAGUUUUUCAGAAAGUAAGCCAGAGGCAGUGUUAGAAGAAUCUAAUAAGGUGGACUCAGCAUACAGCAGGAAGAGGAAAAGAGUGACUGAAAUUAAUAAGAUUACUGCAAGUACUGACCACAUGCUGUCUCUAAUGCCUCAAAAUAAAAAAACUCCAACUCCAAAUAAUAUGACAAAGGAAAAAAGGGACACAGCAAAAACCCCAAACCACCAUUUUAAUCACAUCAUUAAGGAAAAUAUCUGCACUAGUGUAAAGAGAUGUUCUAUACCAGGUGAUGGCAAAUUUUCUACAGCUGAUGUCAAAGAACAUUCUUGUGAACUUAUGCAUGACCAGACGAAUGAGUCCAAUGAAAAAUUAAAGAACACUGGGAAAAUCAAAAAGCCACUGAGAACAUUAGUUAUGACAAGCAUGUCAUCUGAGAAACAGAAUGCAGUUAUUCAAGUGGUUAAAAAGUUGGGAGGCUUUCUGUUUUCAGAUGAAGUGGGCAAAAAUACAAGUCAUGUGGUUGCAGGAAGCCCUCGUCGUACCUUAAAUGUACUUAUGGGAAUUGCUCAAGGCUGUUGGAUAGUGUGUUAUGAAUGGGUGCUGUGGUCUCUAGAAUAUGGUCACUGGAUUUCUGAAGAACCAUAUGAACUCUCAGUGGACUUCCCUGCAGCUCCUAUCUGCCGAUUUCAACGCUACCUUCCAAAUAGAAAGGAUCACCAGAAACUCUUUUCAGACCAGCCUGUCAUGUUCAUAUCUCAUACUAGUCAACCUCCGUAUGAGAAGCUCUGUGAGUUGGUACAGCUUUGUGGAGGAAAAGUGUCUAAAACACUCCGUCAAGCCAAAAUCUGUAUUGGAGAAUGCAAGUUUGGAAAACACAGAGACAUACCGUGUUUAUCAGAAAAAUGGGUUCUAGAUUCAAUAACCCAGAACAAAAUAUGUCCUCUUGAAAACUACAUGUUUCAGAACAAGGUUUAGCAUGCAUGGUAUUAUUAUCUAAUGUCACAACUUCUGGAGUUCAUCUAGCAAAUUGAACAAUUAAUAUUUGCAAGCUUUACUUUGAAACAAAUAGAAAAGCCAAAUUAACUUUAUUUUAAAAACGAAUUCAAGAGCUUACAUACACCUUUGAGGUGAAGAAGAGAGUGAGCAAAUCGUGGUGGGGAGCAUGCUCAGUUUGUCCAAGGUAGAGUGUAGAGUAAAAAUUCUAUCUGAACAGUCACUGAGCAAUGUACAUAGAUAAUAAUACUGUAUGGUAUUCAGUCUUGCCAAGAUAUUUUAGCUCUGUGCAUGUUAUAUUAAGUGGCAAAUAGUUCCAUCAGAUGUUAUGAAGUCAAGGUCUAUAAAAUAUGAAGAUGAAAUAGAUGAAAUAGGUAAAUUUUUAACUGUGAAAAUAUUUUUACUCUAUAAAAUCCCAUUCACUGCUUUCUAUGAACUUUUCACAGAAAUGCUGAAUACCGUCUACCAAAGAGGAACUACCCGUUGUAGACAAUCCUAUGAACCCCUUUAUUAGAGAACUUACUGCCGAGACAGUAAUAUGUCAUGGCCAGAAACAGAAAUAUUUUAAUAAAAAGUGAUGUGUGAACACAUGGUUCCUAGUAAGCAGUAGAAUGUGAUGUUUAAAUUUAUACAUAAUAUCAUGGUCUACUACCUCUCUCAUAAAUGUUUUACACACAAAAAACUGUCAUCACUAAUUUACGUACCCGAACAUUCCAAAUUGAUUUUCUCAUAAAUUCUUUUGAGACAAAUUUCCAGUUGUGUACAGGGCAGACUCCUGGGACAACGGCUCAUGUUUUAUUAGCCACAGGCGUAGCAGUUUUUACACUGGAAUACUAAUAAAGAUAUUUACAGCAAAAGUAUUUAAAUGACAGAAUCUGGUUGUCCUAGCUUUCAAAGGAAACUAUAGCCUAGCUCAUACCUUUGAAAACAUGUGGAACAUCCAUAUGUAGGGAGGACCAUUGUAGCCUGUAUGUCGAGGGCAAGGAGGUCUAAACAGAGAAGGGGCGGGGGAAUCAACUCAGAUGAAAUGUGCCUCAGGAGAGAGCUCUGCAGGUACAGUGGUGCCUCGC